Messenger RNA from Paramecium sonneborni, 735 nucleotides. NCBI's taxonomy places the organism in Eukaryota, Ciliophora, Oligohymenophorea, Peniculida, Parameciidae. The record is from the annotation of a GenBank genome assembly.
AUGAUGCUACACUUAAUUCUGCUUGUUGUUUCAUAAUCAGGUCUUAUGACUCAGGAUAUUUUAAUGGAUUUUCAGGAACUUGUACCUCUGGAUUUCAAGAAACAUAAACAAUUACCUUCAACAGGAAUUUUUACAAUACUUUAAGUAAUCUUGGGUUUUGAGCAUUUUGAUUCUUAAUUCCCAACAGAAUUUAGAAUAACAAUUUAGGAUUUCAAAAAACAAGUAAAUAAUUAUUUGAUUGCAUACCGCUCUGUAAAUAACUGCUUUAAAAUAUUAUUGAUAGAUGAUGAUAGAAUAUAAGUCAUAAAUAACUUUAAUAACUUACUUCAAGCUGAUUAAACAUUUGAUCAUCAAAUUCCAAAUGUAAAUAAAGGAGUAAUUUUAAUAAUCAGUUUUGGAGUAAGUGGUACGAUCGAUUUCUGAUUAUCAGUAAUUUUCGAAUGAAAAUUAGAUUACAUCUUUUAUAGGCACUUAAUAACAGUUGAGAUUAUUCAACAAAUUUACGAUGGUUAUAAAGUUAUUUUAGUAGUUGAGGAGGCCUUUAAGGAUACUUAAAUUAUACAUCAUACAGAUUUGCAUAACUCGAUGAUAAUGGCUUUAGGUAAAAAUUUGUGCGAACAUCUGUUUCUCAAUCUUUCACAUUUAGCACUUGCAAAUAGCAUUAAUUAUUAUUUAGGGUACCAAGAUUUUAUACAGGCUUAUAUAUAUACAAUAUUCUUAAGUAUGCGACAUUGA